Saccharomyces cerevisiae S288C is the source of this 1350-nucleotide messenger RNA. It is a transcript of the gene ALG1, whose product is annotated as chitobiosyldiphosphodolichol beta-1,4 mannosyltransferase. The coding region runs from base 1 to 1350 and encodes 449 amino acids. The transcript has a single exon. The record is from RefSeq and is marked reviewed. Gene Ontology annotation, molecular function: mannosyltransferase activity; glycosyltransferase activity; chitobiosyldiphosphodolichol beta-mannosyltransferase activity. Lineage: Eukaryota; Fungi; Ascomycota; Saccharomycetes; Saccharomycetales; Saccharomycetaceae. Gene Ontology annotation, cellular component: endoplasmic reticulum membrane.
AUGUUUUUGGAAAUUCCUCGGUGGUUACUUGCCUUAAUAAUAUUAUACCUUUCCAUACCGUUAGUGGUUUAUUAUGUUAUACCCUACUUGUUUUAUGGCAACAAGUCGACCAAAAAAAGGAUCAUCAUAUUUGUGCUGGGUGAUGUAGGACACUCUCCAAGGAUAUGCUAUCACGCUAUAAGUUUCAGUAAGUUAGGUUGGCAAGUCGAGCUAUGCGGUUAUGUGGAGGACACUCUACCCAAAAUUAUUUCCAGUGAUCCAAAUAUCACCGUCCAUCAUAUGUCAAACUUGAAAAGAAAGGGAGGCGGAACAUCAGUUAUAUUUAUGGUAAAGAAGGUGCUUUUUCAAGUUUUAAGUAUUUUCAAAUUACUUUGGGAAUUGAGAGGAAGCGAUUACAUACUAGUUCAAAAUCCACCGAGCAUACCCAUUCUUCCGAUUGCUGUGCUAUACAAGUUGACCGGUUGUAAACUAAUUAUUGAUUGGCACAAUCUAGCAUAUUCGAUAUUGCAACUAAAAUUUAAAGGAAACUUUUACCAUCCUUUAGUGUUGAUAUCUUACAUGGUAGAGAUGAUAUUCAGCAAAUUUGCUGAUUAUAACUUGACUGUUACUGAAGCAAUGAGGAAAUAUUUAAUUCAAAGCUUUCACUUGAAUCCAAAGAGAUGUGCUGUUCUCUACGACCGCCCGGCUUCCCAAUUUCAACCUUUGGCAGGUGACAUUUCUCGUCAAAAAGCCCUAACUACCAAAGCCUUUAUAAAGAAUUAUAUUCGCGAUGAUUUUGAUACAGAAAAAGGCGAUAAAAUUAUUGUGACUUCAACAUCAUUCACCCCUGAUGAAGAUAUUGGUAUUUUAUUAGGUGCCCUAAAGAUUUACGAAAACUCUUAUGUCAAAUUUGAUUCAAGUUUGCCUAAGAUCUUGUGUUUUAUAACGGGUAAAGGACCACUAAAGGAGAAAUAUAUGAAGCAAGUAGAAGAAUAUGACUGGAAGCGCUGUCAAAUCGAAUUUGUGUGGUUGUCAGCAGAGGAUUACCCAAAGUUAUUACAAUUAUGCGAUUACGGAGUUUCCCUGCAUACUUCAAGUUCAGGGUUGGACCUGCCAAUGAAAAUUUUAGAUAUGUUUGGCUCAGGUCUUCCUGUUAUUGCAAUGAACUAUCCAGUGCUUGACGAAUUAGUACAACACAAUGUAAAUGGGUUAAAAUUUGUUGAUAGAAGGGAGCUUCAUGAAUCUCUGAUUUUUGCUAUGAAAGAUGCUGAUUUAUACCAAAAAUUGAAGAAAAAUGUAACGCAGGAAGCUGAGAACAGAUGGCAAUCAAAUUGGGAACGAACAAUGAGAGAUUUGAAGCUAAUUCAUUGA